Molecule: messenger RNA, 3544 nt
Organism: Helobdella robusta
Lineage: Eukaryota; Metazoa; Annelida; Clitellata; Rhynchobdellida; Glossiphoniidae
Exons: 11
Coding region: 119-2815 (898 amino acids)
Molecular function (GO): RNA binding
Source: RefSeq, a predicted model, not a curated record
UGGGAAGGCCUUUAAAUUUAAAAUCUUUAAAUUAUUGUUAUCUAAGAUAAUUGAAUAUCUACAUUUUAUUUAUUUAAAUUAUUUUUUUAUUUGACAUUUUUCACUAAAAGACAGCAAAAUGAAUUUUUACGAAGAAUUUGCAAUGAAUGAGUUCAACAAAAACCGCAAGAUUAUACUUAGAAACGUGCCACCCAUUACAUACGAUCAAGUUAAACAUUUUAUGGGGAGAUUUACUGUGGCCAAUAUCUCCAUAAGCAAACGCCUAAGGCAUUCAAUAAUAGACCUGAAGUAUGGACACGAAGCUGAGCAGGCUGUUUCAGAGUUGUGCUGCAAGAAACUGCUCGGAUGCGCAAUCGAUGUUUCAUUGUACAGAAAUGAUAAUUUAUUGUGCAUUGCUGAUUUGCCAGCUGACAUGAACCAGGAAAAGUUCAGACUUCUUGUGGAGCCACAUGGAUCCAUUGAAAAGUGCUUCCUUAAAUAUAAUAAAGAUGGUGAGUUUCUUGGUUAUGGUUUCGUUGAAUACAUGCACAACAGAGAAAAAUCAGAGCAGGCACGUCAACUCUUAGAUCACAUUAAACUAUCCAAUCACACGACUCGAUGCACAUUUGUGAAAGAUCAUGUGACCACUUACAACCAAUUGAAAUCAAGCUGUCUGUUCUUUUCAGGACUGCCAGUUACAUAUACAACUGAGAAAUUGAAUCUGUUGGUCCAGUCAGUUGAGAGUAACUGUCAAUUAGUUAACUGCCAGGUUGGAAUGUCUUCAUUGGACCCCCAUGAAAAGUUUGGGGCAGUGGAGUUCAAAAGUGAAGCUGAGGCCUGGUGCACCAUGAAAAAGCUCAACUGCAUCAACACUAAUAACAUCACCACCAACAACAACAACUGCAACAACCCAAAAAUAUUUGUAUCAUUCUGUGCACCUGGAGAUAAAGUUGAUGACGUGAUGAAGAUUUUACAAGAAUUCAUGACUGUCUUUGACUAUAUAAAGAACAUUCUGGCAGUUGACGGAGGGCAGAGCAAAGUUAUGAACAACAAAAGCAGAAACAAACGUUUCAGUCUCGAUCACCCGUACAACACUCGCAACAAUCCUAACAACAACAACAAUAAUAAAUACAAACAAUUUAAUAACAAUAACAAAACUAAUAAUAGCAAUAAUAAUAACAGUAAUAAUAAUAAUAUAGACAGUCUGCAUUUCCAAUUGGCGCUUCUCUCUAUCAUGCUAUCAGUUCAGCAGUUAAACGUACCAACUGCAGACUUACAAACUUGCCACAACGCAAGCCAACCAAUGGCAAUCAAUGUACCAUCUUGCCACGUGCCAGUGCCUAAUAAUGCAGCUUGUUAUGAUGGAUGCGAAUCGGAUUUGUCAAUAGUCAUUCAAAUGUUGAACCAGCGCUCAGCACAACAACAGCAGCAACCACACACUUCAAUAUUUCCAUGUCUUCCUCACAUCCAGUCAGCGCAUGCUCAACAGCAGACCACCACUCAAUCUGUUAAAUCAAAUUUUGUUUUCACUCAAGCAGCUGUACCCACUUCCACUCAAAAUUCAUUCCCACACUCUGUCUUCCAACCGAAAUUCAGCAAAAAUUCUUUAUCAGAAAUUAUCCAGCAUGUGCCAGCUGGGAAGUUGAACCCAGAUUGUUGCAGUCAAGCAGACAUCUCAAAUAGUGAUUCAUCCAGGUGCUCGGGUGAUCAACUUAAUGAUCAUUUCUUGGCAGAACCUGCUAGCACAACACAACAGAGCCAGAGGACAAGUGAAGCACAUGCAGUUGGCUCGUGCAAAAAAUCUUUCCCCCAUGGAGUGCAGAGAGCUAUUGUAAAGACCACUGGACUCUUCACCAAUAAUUCAGAUAAAAAGAAAAACAAGUCCUACAGGCCAAAGGUUUCUGAGCAGAUAGUUGAGACGUUGGGAGCUAUUGGAGCUAUCCAGGGUAGAAAAGAUACUAACUCUGAUAAAAAGGAGAACAUUAACAUUGAUGACAACACCAUCAACAAAAACAAGACGAGCUGCAGGAGUGUCUGCAAAAAUGCCGAACUAAGCAAGAACGGCAUUAGUAGCAGCGACAAAACAAGCAACAGCAGCAGUUGUGAUGCAAGCACCGACAGCAGCAGCAACAACGAAAAAGCGAGCACCGACAGCUGCACUGACGGCAACGACAUAGCAAGCAACAACGGCUGCGACAUCAACGACAAAAUAAGCAACAGCACCAUUAUCACGAGCGAUGACGACAAUCUGUACACUGCAUUUGACAGCAACAAGCUGAAGUUUGAAGCAUCUCCAAUAACAAAGAACACGAAGGACAGUUUCAUAUGGAGAUCCACGCUAACGCCCAAUAACAAGAGGACCUUCGAUAAAGUUGAGGGCGAUGGUGAGGAGGAAGAUGAGGAUAUCGUCGACGUUGUUUUUAAGAAAGUCAUCAGUGAGGACAGCACCAGCAGUAGCGCCAGCAGCAGCAGCGCCAGCAGCAGUAUCAUAUGCAACGAAGAUUCUGGUGAUAAACCACAAUUGGUGGGUGCAUUCUCUAAAAUCAUCUGCCGACCGAGAUCGAGACAUCGUUUUGUGUAUUCAUCGCCGAGAGCGAUCAACUUGAAUUCCAAGCAUCAUCAAAGCUCUGACGAUUUCAAAAUUAAUUUUGGAGACAUUACCCGCAUGACAUCACCUUCCAGUGCAGAAACUUUGAAGUUCCUGCAGUCGCCAGAACCCUCGCCUGACGGGUCGUACGUGGGCCAGCAUUCGCAGGGUCUGGGCGGCCACUACGAGGAAUCCAUAAUCAAGAAGAAAAAAAUGAAGUUCAGACAGAUUUUUCCUGAUUUAUAUUAAAAGUUAAUCAUUUGAGUGAUUGACUGACUGAGUGAUUGAUUGAUUGUUUGCUUGAUUGAUAGUUUAAUUGGUUGUUUGAUUGGUUGCUUGAAUGAUGUUCAACUGAAGAGUAUGAAAAAUUGUGAACGGUUUGACUGUUUUUCUUUUUGUAUCUACUUUUGUAUGAAUAGUUUUUUGGAGCGGUGAUGCGGUGUGCUGCCCUUAAACGUUGACUGAUGUGUAAAUAUACAACAUUCGUUGAACAUUCGUGUUAUUACAUCUUGUUGAACUAUAAUAAUUUUACAAUUAUAAAUUUUAAAUAAUUUUAAAUAAUUGAGAAAUUUUAUUGCUGAGAUUUUAUAACGAGCGGAUGGGUUAUUUUUAUACGUUACAUAUUUAUGAACUAACUACAUUUGUUUUUGCAUUUUAUUUACGAGAAAUUUUGCCAUUUGAUAAAACAUUUGAUAAUUAAUUCUUUUAUAUCAUUUGUUGUUAAUGACAUUGACGAGAUGGGUGGCAAGCUGUAUGUACUAUAUUCACUUAUUAAUUGACUCGUGAUUUAAUAUCUAUUCAUUUUAUCCAUAACAAAACAUUUAACCAACCUUUCUCUCUCUCUCUCUCUCUCUCUCUCUCUCUCUCUCUCUCUCUCUCUCUCUUCUUUGUUCUUCUCUCACCUUUCUUCUUAUUUUUUUUAAAGUUUUCAUUCAUUAAAGUCAAAUUCGAUCUCCCUGUUACCUAACACACAUGUAU